Trichophyton verrucosum HKI 0517 is the source of this 1035-nucleotide messenger RNA. RefSeq lists its product as uncharacterized. NCBI's taxonomy places the organism in Eukaryota, Fungi, Ascomycota, Eurotiomycetes, Onygenales, Arthrodermataceae. The transcript has a single exon. The record is from RefSeq and is a predicted model, not a curated record. Bases 1 to 1035 code for a protein of 344 amino acids.
AUGCAUAAGCCCUCGCUCACCCAUCUGGUGUACAACGCCCUCUUCAGCAAGCCUCGCGGCAAUGACCCGUCCUCCUUCUCCUCGCACAUCACCAGAAACCUCGUCCCCGAAGUGCGAGUAGAGACGUCGACCUUCUAUGGAACGCUCGACUGCAUUGAAGCUCAGUAUCCCGGCCUAGACUACUCGUAUGGCCCUCAUCGCAUGAGACUAGGCCGUUUCCACCACCACAAGAAGCUGUUCAAGGUCUUUGACGAGCUCGGGCUGACCGAGGCCGAGAUCUCGUCUCUCUGUCGCUGGGAGGGCACAAAGUCGGCCAGAGAACGGUACGAGCGAGAUACCGGCAUCAAAGUGCGAGACACUACCGCAGACGAGAUCAAGCCUGCUGCUCCGUCGAUGCCGCCUACGCUCCACGUCCAUGCUGCACCCGUACGAGAGGCGAGCGAAGCCGAAGAAGCAGAGGUGGCAGCGGUUGAAGCGGACGACGAGUGCUGCUCCUCUUCUUCUUCCUGUCGCCCACAGAUCAUUGACGGACCUAUACUGCCCAGCAACGCUGGAUCAGACACCAACGGACCCAUUACCGGUGAGAGCGGGACUGAGGAUAGCAGCAGCGACGAAGACCUGGAGAGCUAUGGAGUGGCCCUGAACGAGCACCUCCUGGAAGCCACUGCAGCCCGGGAGCGUGGGAUCAACGUUGCCCUUGAUGAGAUAUGGGAGCAGUGGCUCAAGGAGGCUAUCGAACGGGGUGGUUAUACCGACAUGCUCGAUGCCAUUCGUGAAGGACGAGCCAUCGACUUUACACAGAGAGGUGUGGCCGUACACCAGCAUCACCAGCAUCACCAGAGCCACCCCCAUCAUCUGCACCAAUACCACCAUCCCCAUCUUGCAGGGCCAGGAUCACCCAGUCCUGCGUUUCGUAGCUACUCUGCCGGCUCACCAGCCAUAAACAGCGACAUUAUUCACUCCAUAGCACCUAUCUCAACCCCUUCUACGACCGUCUCAGCCCAGCCAUCAAGAGACCUCCACCACCACAGCUGA